AUGUCCAAGGGAUUAAUCUUUAUAACGGGGGCCUCUGGCUUUAUUGGCAGCGCCACUGCCGUGGAAGCUCUAAAGGCUGGAUAUCGACUACGAGUUUGUCUUCGUAGGCCCUCGGUCCAACUCCAGACCUUAUUAUCAAAGUACAGCACGCAAGUCGAAUUUGUCGUCAUUCUAGAUUUUACCGAUGAAACGGCAUUCAGUGACAAGCUGGACGGUGUGGACUUUGUGCUCCACCUUGCAUCCCCUCUUCCUCAUGGCACCGACAAGGAAACGUACUUCACUCCAGCGGUGAAAGGGACCACUGCCUUACUGAAAGCGGCAACCAAGGUGCCAAGCAUCAAGAAGGUCGUGGUUACCUCAUCCAUGGCUGCUUUGGUUCCAUUGGAUGGUAUUCCAAAUGGUGGAGUUAUCCAAGGUAAACAAUGUUCUUUCUUUCAUUUCCACAUCGACGUCGUAUUGACACCUUCUUCAGAGAGCAAUAACUGGGACUUCUCAGUCGAUGAAAACGGAAGUUUCGAGGAUCCUACGAACCCGGCUGCAACACCCAUGGUACUGUAUAUGGCUUCUAAGCUGCUUGCAAACAUGGCAACCUGGGACUUUUGGAAAACAGCCAAGCCGCAGUACGCCUUAGUCACGCUGCACCCAGCAUUUGUGUAUGGCCACAAUCUUAUGCAGACAUCCGCCGAGGGAAUAAGGGGAGGUUCCAACGGUGCUCUAUGGGGAUUUAUCAUGGAAGGCAACCCGACUGGAUUUUUGACGGGAGUACAUGUUCAGGAUGUAGCCGAGGCGCAUAUUAGAGCGCUGGAUCCGAAGAUAGUGGAUGGCUCAAAGUAUUUGCUGGCUGGAAAAAGUAUAACCGGGCCAGAGGUUGCGCGGUUCAUGCAAAGGCUCUACCCAGACGCUGGAGCAGCUGUCACCGAGGAUGCCCAAGGUGUGUCGAGCCCAGUCAAUACGACCAAAGCAGAGGCCGAGCUUGGGAUUAAAUGGCGCUCAUUUGAGGUAAUGGUGCAGGAGGUGAUAGAUCAACAGCUUGGCUUUCGCAAGAAUGCAUUUGGCUAG
This is a messenger RNA of Penicillium egyptiacum, 1059 nucleotides long. The record is from the annotation of a GenBank genome assembly. Lineage: Eukaryota; Fungi; Ascomycota; Eurotiomycetes; Eurotiales; Aspergillaceae.